AUGGGUGCAAGGAGGUUCAAGCAUCAGGAUACGGGAGCAGGAAAAAGCUCACUCAUCAACCUCUUAGCGGGAAAGGAGGUGGCGCGUACAUCUCCUGACAUGCAACGCUGUACGAUGCACUGGCGAGAGUAUAACAUCGGCUUCGGCGAUACAUCUUACAAGUCUUUGAUACCGUUGGACUCGAGGCACCGCAACUGGGAAUCAAAAAGUUACCGCUACGCUGCAGAGCAAUUACAGGCUCUUUCACGAAUUCCUCUGCGAGAGAAGAUUCCCAUUGUCCUUGCGACCACUAAUCUUGAAAGAGAAAGAGGAUGGAGGAUUGGUGGGAGAGAACAGGGCGCAUUCGACAACUAUCAGAUAAAGGUCGUUGGUCACGCGUGCAUCGCCGCCGCUAAUAGAUUGGACGGCAGACGCAAAGACCUUUAUGAAGAAUCGCGUCACGAUCGGGAUCCGUAA
This is a messenger RNA of Suillus subalutaceus, 456 nucleotides long. RefSeq lists its product as uncharacterized. The record is from RefSeq and is a predicted model, not a curated record. The transcript is spliced from 3 exons. Lineage: Eukaryota; Fungi; Basidiomycota; Agaricomycetes; Boletales; Suillaceae. Bases 1 to 456 code for a protein of 151 amino acids.